Messenger RNA from Poecilia latipinna (sailfin molly), 865 nucleotides. RefSeq names its product mitochondrial ribosomal protein S24 (gene mrps24). Gene Ontology annotation, biological process: translation. The coding region runs from base 188 to 703 and encodes 171 amino acids. The transcript is spliced from 4 exons. Gene Ontology annotation, cellular component: mitochondrion. Lineage: Eukaryota; Metazoa; Chordata; Actinopteri; Cyprinodontiformes; Poeciliidae. The record is from RefSeq and is a predicted model, not a curated record.
AACCACCGCGUGAGUUCCAGUUCCAGGUUGGCAUUGCAGCUUUCAGCAAGAAUGAAUAUUUAGGGAAUCUUUCACAAGCUGUAAUAAUCGCAGCGUCCAAAAAUCGAUUCCACCAUAUCUUAGUAACUGUUCCGGAGUGAGGAAAUAGUUUAUUUCCCGUUAGUUUACGGUUUGUUCACAGGGAAACAUGGCGGCGUCCUUGAGUUUCACAGGGAGCGCGAGGCUGCUGACUGCUUUGGCCCGAUCUAGUGCGCUGUACAAUUCCUUCGAAAGCAGAAGCUUCCAUGCAACAGCAGUGUGCUGCAAGAACCGAGCGGCUCGGAUCCGAAUUGGCAAAGGAGACAAGCCACUGACGUACGAGCAAGCGCUUCAUCCUCAUCAGAUCGCUCACCGCAAAGGAUGGCUGUCUCAGCACGCCAGUAACUUGAAGGGAGAGCAGGGUGCGGCGGAGCGGACCGUAGAGGAUGUCUUCAUCCGGAGGUUCAUGUUCGGGACCUUCCACGGUUGCCUGGCCAACGAGGUGGUGAUCAAGCGUCGUGGAAACGUGCUCGUCGUGUGUGCGCUGAUGCUGCAGAAGAUGCCGCCUCAGAAGUUUUACUUUUUCAUCGGAUAUUCAGAGUCACUGCUGUCCCACUUCUAUAAAUGUCCAGUGAAGUUAGAGAUCCAGACACUGCAGGAAAAAGCCGUGUACAAGUACGUCUGACAGAACCAGCUUGUUGUUUUGCCUUUAAAUAAAAAUGUUUAAGAAAGGAGCAUUGGACAAAACUGCCCAAUGAUGUAUUAAUAUGUCUUUUGUAUUUUUAAAUUUGUAACUGGAGCAUAAAACCCUGUUUUUAUGGCAUCUACAUUAAAUCCAAAAUGUCCA